AUGACUUCAAUUAAAAAUAAUAAUGAAAAUAAACAUAUUGUAGUAUACAGAAAGAUUCAUCAAAGUUUAAUUGAAAAACUUGAAAAUCAAGGCUACAAAGUGACACAAUUCGAACCAAUAAAUAGUAAUAAUAUUCAAGAAUUUUAUGAAGCAAUAAAGACAGCUAACGGUUUAAUUGGAUCAGUAUUUAAAAUUGAUGAAAAUGUAUUAUCAAAAGCACCAUUUUUAGAAUGUGUUUCAGCAAUUUCAGUGGGAUAUGAUAAUUAUGAUUUGGUAGUAUUAAAUGAUAGAAAAAUACCAUUAAUGCAUACACCAAAUGUGUUGAAUGACUCCAUGGCUGAUAUUAUGAUGGGUUUAAUGAUAACAGUUGCCAGAAAAUUAGCAUACUGCGACAAACGUAUGCGUAAUGGUGAAUGGAAUGGACCAUUGGAUAAAAGUUGGUUUGGAUUAGAAGUUCAUCAUAAAAAAGUGGGUAUUAUCGGUAUGGGUAGAAUUGGUGAAGUUUUGGCCAAACGUUGCAGAAUGGGCUUCGACAUGGAAGUGGCCUACUAUUCUCGUAGUAGACAUUUAAAAGUUGAAGAACUUUAUGAUGCAAAACACCAAGAUUUAGAUACAAUCCUUUCAACAAGUGAUUUCAUUUGUGUAGUUUUACCAGGAUCACAAGAAACUAAACAUUUCUUUAGUUUUGGCCAAUUUUCAAAAAUGAAAAACUCUGCAAUUUUCAUUAAUGCUGGUAGAGGUAUGACAGUUGAUGAAGUUGCAUUAAUAGAUGCUUUAGAAACUGGUAAAAUCGCUGGUGCAGGUUUAGAUGUUUUUGAAAAAGAACCAUUAAACAAAGAUUCAAAACUAUUAACAUUAGAUAAUAUAGUAUUAUUACCACAUAUUGGUACAAGUACAAUUGAAACCCAACACAUAAUGUCAGAAUGUGCUGUCAAUAAUUUAAUUUCUGCACUUAAUGGUAAUUUAGAAAAGAAUUGUGUAAAUGCAUCAAUAAUUAAAAAAUAA
Messenger RNA from Dictyostelium discoideum AX4, 1005 nucleotides. It is a transcript of the gene tkrA, whose product is annotated as gluconate 2-dehydrogenase. Gene Ontology annotation, molecular function: NAD binding; oxidoreductase activity, acting on the CH-OH group of donors, NAD or NADP as acceptor; gluconate 2-dehydrogenase (NADP+) activity. NCBI's taxonomy places the organism in Eukaryota, Evosea, Eumycetozoa, Dictyosteliales, Dictyosteliaceae. The record is from RefSeq and is a predicted model, not a curated record. Gene Ontology annotation, cellular component: cytoplasm. The coding region runs from base 1 to 1005 and encodes 334 amino acids. The transcript is spliced from 2 exons.